AAACCAAAAACAAAUUUGUGACGCAGUUGUGAUGUAAUUUCCUCGGCUCCUCCUCGCCCGACUAUUAUAACCUAUGAGAGACACUACAGAGAUUAACUUUGGACUCCAGUGAUACAGGAGCGACAUGGAAAACGGAGUACAGGAACAACCUCUGAACCAGGCAGAACUGCUUGCACAGAUGUUUCCCACAGACAGUCUGGAGUACAAACUCCUUUUGAGGUACGUACAGAAGAAAAUAGACAGUCAUCCCACCCAAAGCAACAGUGUGGGAGAGGUGAAGGCUGCUACACAUCCUCAGAAACACCAUAAAACACAGAAAAAUAAGAAGCGUAAAUUUCUGAAGAUCAUAAGCUGCAUUCGGCCAGAGAGGGAAGAUGAAGAUUGUGUGACUAGACCUCCUCACAGACAACCGGCAACUGCAGGUUCAUCUGAUUCAGACCAGGAAGAAGUUGAACAAAUUGUCAACAAGUUGACUAAACUCACAGAUAAAGUUCAUUUUAAAUCUACGGAUAUAGAAACUGAUGGUGACGAUCUUGUGGAGCAAAUAGUGGAACUGCUUCGGGAACAUGGAGAUAAACUUAACGAGAAAAUACAAAAGGACCACAUGCUUAUGAAACAGCUGCAGGACUCUCUGUCAUACGGUUUCUUUAAAAAAUUGGCCCGUAGCUUUAUACACAGACUAAGUCCGGAGGAGCUUCCUGCUACACAGAGCCGAAAGCAAGCUGAGAUCGCGAUCACCUUUGAGCUGACCAGCCGCCUAAAUGCCAUGGACUCCCAUCCUAUGAACCGAGUGCUGGGCUUUGGUGCUACAUACCUGCAGGACUACUUCACCCCCUGGGUCAACCAACAAGGCGGCUAUGAAAAAGUUUUCAGCACAGACAGUGAUGCUAAAGAGGAAGUCGAAUAAACCUAGAAGACUUUGAUCCACCCCACAUUCACCAACACCCCUCCCCCCUCGAACUUCAUUAGAUUUAAUUAUUCUCAGGAUCCAAGUCACUUGAAUAAGAAAAGUAUUUUAUUAAAAAAAGUUUAAUGUUUACAUAUCCAUGAUACCAAAGCCUCUGUGAAAUAGAAGUGUAGGUAUGUGGUUUAACAAUGUUUUUUUUUUGUUAAUUUUUAUAACUAAUUAAUUCAAUGAGUAAGUUGAUAAGUAAUUUUGUGUUAGAUAUUUUCAUGUGUUAGCGUUUUUGUAUUAUACCUAUGGUUGUAUGCAGAUUGAUUUGUGUGUUUAUGAGCAGUUAUGUUUUGUCUGUCCGUAGUGUAAGAUCUCACAGAUCUUAUGCAUGCAGAUUUACAGGGUUUUGGGGAAAUAGUAGAUUUUUUUCUAGUAGAAAAGCUAAAAAAUUUUUUACUCAAAUAAAGGUUUUUAAAAAAAUCACUCAAAUAAAUGUUGGACUGUGAAG
This is a messenger RNA of Tachysurus fulvidraco (yellow catfish), 1403 nucleotides long. RefSeq names its product apoptosis facilitator Bcl-2-like protein 14. The record is from RefSeq and is a predicted model, not a curated record. The transcript has 6 exons. Lineage: Eukaryota; Metazoa; Chordata; Actinopteri; Siluriformes; Bagridae. Gene Ontology annotation, biological process: regulation of apoptotic process. The coding region runs from base 125 to 907 and encodes 260 amino acids.